Scaptodrosophila lebanonensis is the source of this 861-nucleotide messenger RNA. RefSeq lists its product as uncharacterized. The coding region runs from base 1 to 861 and encodes 286 amino acids. NCBI's taxonomy places the organism in Eukaryota, Metazoa, Arthropoda, Insecta, Diptera, Drosophilidae. The transcript has 3 exons. The record is from RefSeq and is a predicted model, not a curated record.
AUGACAAACACAAAUCGUGUCAGUUUUCUUCUCGAAAGCCCUCCACAUCCGGCACAACUUUUGAAGCGACGGAAACGUUGGUUAGUCUACGAAUUGGGCACCUCGCUGACGUUGACUGUGAACGUUGCAAAAUCUAUAGUGGAUAUUACGCCUAGUGGUUUGAUAUGGAUAGCAGAGUAUACGCUGGUAUAUGAUCUGCCCGCUGGCACUGCGGAUUGGAUUCCACGUCGCACACACAAGCCGGAACCGCAGCUGCCAUCAAUACCUCGAACACCUGCAUUAGUGAAGCCACGCAUUGUGCCGUACAGCCCUCAAAAUCCUAUUCAGCCUUUCUUUUUUGCUUAUCCCCAAAAAGUUCCAGCUCCUAUGCACUCUCGGAAGUCCUUUGCCAAAGUAAUACAAGUACAACGAGGCUGUUCGAAACUGAGCUUAGUCCGAGAUAAGUAUGGCAAUUAUUACUGUAGCCGUGUUGCUAAGAAAUCCCGACGAUUACGGCGUCAGCUAACGGAAGAGGGCAAGGUGGUCAUAAACCAUCAAAAUAAUCCGCAUGGAUUGUUAUUUGAUGUGAUCUCGUUGUUAUCCAUGGCGUAUAGCUACCAGAUACGGCAUUGUAUUAUGCGCACGCUCUGCGAAUCUCGUCAUUUGAUCUCGCUACCCGGUGAAUUUCUUUUCCAUGAUAUUUUUCGAAUUCUUUUGCAUCAUGUUCAACCGGAAAUUGCCAAUCAACCAUCGUAUAUAGAGGCCUUUACAGCCGGCUACAGUCUGCAUGAGUGUUCCUCAUUGUAUGGACCACACUGUCGGCAUAGCUUUCUGUUGGAGCUCGUGCAACGCUUCUCUCCAAAAAGGCAAAAAAUAAAAUAA